Messenger RNA from Aspergillus alliaceus, 348 nucleotides. RefSeq lists its product as uncharacterized. The coding region runs from base 1 to 348 and encodes 115 amino acids. NCBI's taxonomy places the organism in Eukaryota, Fungi, Ascomycota, Eurotiomycetes, Eurotiales, Aspergillaceae. The record is from RefSeq and is a predicted model, not a curated record. The transcript has a single exon.
AUGACCCAAAGCUUUGGACUCACGCUUCUUCAUCGACAUUUCAACCUCAAAGAACAUGAGAUCUUGGUUGAAACUAACGGCCCUUCAACGCCCGGAGGCUUGCAGGACAUAAGUAUCAUCCCUGGGCGGAUCGGGAAAUAUGGCGGUUCGAUCAAGCCCUUCUCUUGGAUUGUUGUGAAUGGCCGUCUGGUUCCUUACGAGUACUACUUUGAUCGCUCGCCCGCCACCAAGUCCUCCCCGGAGCUUGGGACGGCCUUCGUUGAAGACCUAAGUGCGAUUCUCGAAACUCAUAAGCUUCAAAUGAUCUUAAAUUCCAUCUAUUGGGAGAUGUCAGCCAACGCCAGCUAG